This is a messenger RNA of Musa acuminata AAA Group (dessert banana), 4290 nucleotides long. RefSeq names its product protein SUPPRESSOR OF PHYA-105 1. The coding region runs from base 396 to 3626 and encodes 1076 amino acids. NCBI's taxonomy places the organism in Eukaryota, Viridiplantae, Streptophyta, Magnoliopsida, Zingiberales, Musaceae. The transcript is spliced from 9 exons. The record is from RefSeq and is a predicted model, not a curated record. Gene Ontology annotation, molecular function: protein binding. Gene Ontology annotation, biological process: photomorphogenesis.
UCCUCCCAUUCCUACCCACAAAAGCCUUUCGUCGGAAGCCAGGGAGAGCCGCAGAUCCCGUUCCAAGUGGCUUCUCGACAAUGAUGCCUACCUCUGCUUCUUUCCGCUUUCGGAAGUUUUAGGGUUCUCCCAUCGGCCACUUGCUCCGCUCUGAUUCCUUCCUUUCCCUCGGUUCUCACGACCAACCACUUGCCCAUCUCCUGCUACCCGGUCCUCUCCGUGGAUUUCCGCCCUCGAUCGACUCGUAGCCGGCGCGCCGCACCUGCUUUCUCUUUGGGAUUUCAGUGGAGCUCUGAGUUUUUGAUACAGAUGUGGAUCUUUUGGCGGUAGUUAUCAGAUUGAUCGGUUCACAAAAUUUGCCUCGUCCCUGAUGUUGAGGAACGCUUUCGCUAGUCAUGGAAGGGCCAGCUGAAGUAAAUGAGACAUUUGAGAGCUCGGUCGAUGCUCCUCAUAUUAAAAAAACAGAGAAUGAUCAACCACCGGAGCAGCCAAGCCCCGACAAUGCCGCAGAAACACACGCCCCACUUGUCUCACAGGAUGCAGAAUGGGCCGAGCACUUCACCUGGCUGCAGACACCAGAGAUGUUUCUUGAACGUAUGGCUGGAGGGAGCUUAAAUUGCGAUCCACAUGCACAUUCUGGGCCUGAACCACAUAGCUCAGACGCUCACUCUUUGAGCAACCAAGGAGAAAUGGUGGAAGAGCUGACUCUGAAUAACUAUAAGAAUCCUAAUUUGUCUCUGGGCAGUAGCACAAGUAGUGGGGAGAAAACAUCAGUCCGGAUGGGCCUAUGGCAGAAUUUCACAAGACAUGCAGGAAAAUCGAGGGACACAGCAACCAGGAAGUCCUUGUCAAUGGGUCAUAAUGAUGAUGUGGAUAACAGGUUUCUGCCUCCGUCGGGCACACAGAGGCCUAGUCUAGCCACACAGUCAGAGCCAAAAGAUUCUAGGUUCCCUGAGCAUGUGUCUAAGAUUGACAAGCAUAUCAUCCCAAGUACUACUACAACAAAAUCUCCUGCUGCAAUCCGGACUAAGGUUCUCUCCGCAUCUGGAUUUCAACAAUAUUUGGUCAAGACUACAUUGAAGGGUAAGGGAGUUGUAUAUAACCAUCAAGAAAAUCGUGAUGAGCCUGGUGUUGUGAUCUCUCGUCAAAAUAUUGAAAAGCCUAAUGCCAAUCUGAACGUGACUUUUAAAUCUUCACAUAGUCCUAGUUGUAAAGUGGAUUCUAUAUCUUUCAAACAUUUAGGAACUUCAAAUCCCUAUAGCGAAGGAAUUACCUUGAGGGAAUGGCUUAAACCUAAGCGCCACAAGAUAAAUAAGGCUGAGCGCAUGCAUAUAUUUGAGCAGAUCCUGGAUUUUGUUGACAUCUGUCACUCCCAACUUCUUGUUUUGCAGUAUUUACGACCAUCAUACUUUAUCAAAUAUCCCUCCAAUCAGGUUAAGUACAUUGGGUCCUUUGUUCCUCAGAGCCAGAUGGAGUUACCAGAUUUAGUAAUGCAAGAUAUUCACCAUCUGGAUCAUCAGUCAAAAAGAAAGAGGUGUACAGACCAGGACAAGGAGACUCAUGAAGUUUCGGUGCUGAAGCUUCAGAAAUUUCGUGAUCAUAAUAGUGACAGUAAUGAGCAUCACACAUAUCCUUUUACGGGUGGUUCUGUAGGAGAUGAUCAAGGUGAAGAAAAGGAAGCUGAUAGUUUUAGAGCAGGAACUACUGGCAGUGCUUUCAGGGCAGUGAAAUUGGAGAAAUGGCAUAAAGGUCAUAACGUGAAUUGCAGUCCAGGUAUAUCUAGUUCUAUCAGCCAGCAAUCCAUAUCUGAGCUGGUGAAAUUGGAGGAGAAGUGGUAUGCUAGCCCUGAGGAGAUAAAUGAUUAUGUGUGCUCCUCUGCAUCAAAUAUCUACAGUCUUGGGGUUUUUCUUUUUGAGCUAUUAUGCUGUUUUGAAACAUGGGAAGUGCAAUCUGCUGCAAUGUUGGAUUUACAGCAUCGGAUUCUUCCACGAACCUUUUUGUCAGAAAGUCCCAAGGAAGCUGGCUUCUGUCUUUGGUUGUUGCAUCCUGACCCAUCUUCUCGGCCAAUGUCAAGGGAUAUUAUUCAAAGUGACCUGUUAAGUGAACGUAGAAAUUUUCCAUCAUUAGAUAACUCAUCGGCUUUGAUUGAAGAGGAAGAUGCAGAAGCAGAUUUGUUAUUACACUUUCUCUUAUCUUUGAAAGAACAAAAAAAGAUGCAGGCCUCAAAACUAGAAGCACAACUUAGUUAUUUAAAGGCAGAUAUUGAGGAGGCUGAACGAAGGCUCAUAUCAAAAACACAGUUAUUUUCUGAUGACAGAGGUUUCCGAUCAAAAUUUAUAGAAUCAUCCAGCACUUACUAUAGUGAAAAAUCUGUUGGUAAUGCUGGAGCAAUAUCCACGCUAUGCAAAUCAAAUAAGUAUGAGGAGAGGUUAAUGAGGAACAUUGAUCAGCUUGAAAGUGCAUACUUUUCCAGGUGCUCGAGGAUUGGAACACCUGAAUUUAUUGCUGCAAUGCGUUCUGACUAUGAUGUUCUCAAGAUCCGUGAUAGAUGCUCCCAGCUCCUGAAUGAUGCUGAUGAAGCAACUGAUCAUCUAGGAACCUUUUUUGAUGGUUUAUGCAAGUUUGCUCAAUACAGUAAAUUUGAAGUUUGUGGAAGUCUGAAGAAUUUAGACAUCGUCAACUCUGCAAAUGUCAUUUGUUCUUUGAGUUUUGACCGUGAUGAAGACUAUUUUGCUGCAGCUGGAGUAUCAAAAAAAAUUAAGAUUUUCGAGUUUGGUGCUCUUUUAAAUGAGAGUGUUGAUGUUCAUUACCCACUGAUUGAAAUGACUAGUGGAUCCAAGCUCAGCUGUGUAUGUUGGAAUGAUUAUAUAAAGAAUUAUUUGGCUUCAACUGAUUAUGAAGGCAUUGUUCAGUUGUGGGAUGCAAGCACCGGGCAAGGAUUCACAAAGUUUGCUGAGCAUAAAAGACGAGCAUGGUCUGUCAAUUUCUCGGUUUUGGAUCCAACUAUGUUGGCCAGUGGAAGUGAUGACUGUACUGUGAAAAUAUGGAGUAUCAAUGAAAAAGGUUCUCUUGACACUAUCAGGAAUGUGGCCAAUGUGUGUUGUGUCCAGCUUUCACACUCGUCUCAUCUCUUGGCUUUUGGCUCUGCCGAUUACAAAAUUUACUGUUAUGAUCUAAGGAACACUAGAAUUCCCUGGUGUACUCUGUCCGGACAUGGAAAGGCCAUCAGCUACGUGAAAUUCUUAGACUCGGAAACAAUUGUUUCGGCAUCGACCGACAACACCCUUAAGCUUUGGGAUCUCAAGAGAACAAACCCAAGUGGCUUAUCCACCAAUGCUUGCAGCCUAACUUUAAGUGGUCAUACAAAUGAGAAGAACUUUGUUGGCUUGUCUGUUUGUGACGGGUAUAUAGUGUGUGGUUCAGAGACAAAUGAAGUUUAUGCUUACUAUAAGACAUUUCCCAUGCCAAUGACUUCUCACAAGUUUGGAUCCAUUGAUCCAAAUACGGGACAAGAGACGAGCGAUGAUGAUGGACAGUUUGUCUCAAGUGUCUGUUGGAGAGGGAAGUCAGAUAUGGUUAUUGCUGCAAAUUCCACAGGAAGAAUAAAAGUGUUGCAGCUGGUUUAAGAAAAGUUGCAGGUAGCAAUGAGCUGGCAGUCUCAAAACAUUGGUGAUGCUUAUAUGACAAAUUAUGUGUGGUUUCCUCACCUGGCGCCAAUCUCAAAACUGAGAUCAGGUACCAAAGCUUCAGAUGAGAAAUAAAUUCUAAGCUGUGCGGACCCAGUGCUCCUGAGAUUUAGGUACUAAUUACCCUUAAAGAACUUCCACAGUUAUGAGCUUUUACCCAAAAUGUUUUGGUUUUAGUAGACAAUUUGUUGCAUGACCAGGAGAUUGCAACUGUCAUCAUCAACCAAGCCCGGAGUUGGAUCCUCGGCACAAUCAAUUGAUUGAUGGACACAAAGUGGCCGCCAUUAGAGUAUUCCAAAGUUCGAAUGCUCUGUAAGGCUGGCUGUCGAUAGUAGGUUAUUGCUUAUGCUGGGAGAGGCACAUUCCUUGCUCUUUUGAGUGGGAAUGAGGGUGUAUAAGAUUGUGUGUUUUCUGAGAAUUUUGUACAUUGUGUACUAUAAUUAACUGCUAGUGAUUCUUUCUUACAGAAUAUAAGGUUAGAUGAAAACGGGAUAUAGAAAACCCAUUGUGCUGUAUCUAAUGGAACAGUUUUGAUGUUCUACUACGUGGAUGACAUUGUAGACAAUAUUCGAGUUCUGAUUAAGAAUCAUGUUUACUGAUGACA